Messenger RNA from Dufourea novaeangliae, 1963 nucleotides. RefSeq names its product DNA polymerase iota (gene PolI). Gene Ontology annotation, biological process: translesion synthesis. The coding region runs from base 83 to 1780 and encodes 565 amino acids. The record is from RefSeq and is a predicted model, not a curated record. Gene Ontology annotation, molecular function: damaged DNA binding; DNA-directed DNA polymerase activity. The transcript has a single exon. Lineage: Eukaryota; Metazoa; Arthropoda; Insecta; Hymenoptera; Halictidae.
UGUUAAAUCGCUAAACAACACAACUUGUACAAUAAAGAUUCUAUGUAUAAUAUCGUGCUACAUUAUUUAUAAAUUGACAUCAAUGGAUUCCAUUGAUUUUGAUACAAUUAUAAGACAUCCACGAACUAUAAUUCAUGUAGAUGUUGAUUGCUUUUAUGCUCAAGUGGAGAUGCUAAGGCAUCCAGAAUUGCAAGACAAACCAUUGGGAAUACAGCAAAAGAAUAUAGUGGUAACAAGCAACUACUUGGCAAGAGAAUACGGAAUUAAAAAAUGUAUGCCUGUCCAAGAAGCUGUACAGUUAUGUCCAGGGCUGGCCUUGGUGAAUGGGGAAGACCUAACAAAUUAUCGUCACUUUUCUGCUAAAAUAGUAGAAAUAUUACAUCAGUUUACACCUUUAGUUGAAAGAUUAGGUUUUGAUGAUAAUUUCAUGGAUGUCACAUCUCUUGUGCAAAAGUAUAUGAAUUCUGGAAAUGAUUCUGAAUUAAAUAUAAGCAUUUCCAUGGAGAAUCCAAAUCCAAUUGGUGAAGUAUUUGGCCCAUCAAGUGAAGAAUGUCCAUGUGGUUGUCAUGCUCGUUUAAUUAUUGCUUCCAAAAUAGCCGCAGAAAUAAGAAAACGAAUCCAUAAAGAGUUGCAUGUCACGUGCAGUGCUGGAAUAGCACACAAUAAACUUCUAGCAAAAUUAGCUGGGUCAUUGCAUAAACCCAAUCAACAGACACUAAUCUUUCCAUGCAGUGGACCUAUAUUAUUAUCCACAAUAGGGUCUGUGUCCAAAAUACCAGGUGUUGGACAAAAAACUACACAACUACUAAUAUCAAAUAAUAUAAAAACUGUGGAUGAUUUGCGUAAAACUCCUUUGGAAACCUUAGAAAUGAAGAUGGGUAUGGACUUGGCAAGAAAGUUGAAAGAUAAUGCUGAAGGUAUUGAUGAAACUGUUGUGAAGCCAACUGGGAAGAAACAGUCCAUAGGUUUAGAAGAUGGUUUUAAGAGCGUUUCCUUGGUAGCCGAGGUAGAAUCAAGACUCGGAGCACUUUUAAGAAGAUUGACAGAGUUAGCCAUGGAAGAUGGAAGGAUUCCCAUUGCCAUGAGAAUAACAGUAAGAAAGCAUGAUUUCAAUAAGCCAGCAUCGGGUAAAAGAGAGACUCGACAAUGUGCUUUACCUAAACAUUUACUGCCUUCCACAAAAUCUGGUGUCUACGAUCAUGCUAAAAUGCAGGCGCUAGCAAUGAAACUGUUCCACCGCACCGUUGAUGUCUCUAAACCAUUCCACUUGACUCUUUUGGGAGUUGCUUUUACAAAGUUCGAAGAAAGAUCUUCUGGAAGAAAUAGUAUUGCAUCUUUUUUGCGCAAACAAGUUGCUGUUCAGUCUGUUUUAGACAUCAGUUCUGAAGAAGGUAUUUCAGAUGUCAGUCUUGGAUCACCAAUGAGUAUAAACCAGGAUAGCAAUGAUGGUUCUGCGAUGAGUACCACCUCAUCUCCGAUCUCAAAAUCAGUAAGUGCUGCUAACCAAUCCGCGGAUGAUGAUCUGCUGAGUGAGAUAGAACCUCUACCGAAGAAGACCAGAUUGGAAGUGUGGUUGAGUGGGCGCAGAGAAUCUCCGAGCAACGAAAUGGCGGAUCUUAGACUCAGUCCUUCGUCACCUAUGCAGUUGUCCCCGAAAAUUGAUGCAGCAGUUCUUAAGUCUUUACCCAUUGACAUACAAAGAGAAGUCACCCGUCCAUGGCCAACGACUAGUAAACCAAAACCGAAUAAUAUACUGAAAUAUUUCAUAGCUAAUAAGUGACGGAGCUCUGUGGCCUAGACUAUACAUAGCCAUCUUUCUGUACACAUUUCUGCAGUUACAAUAUUAGAUGGCAGCACCAUGUGAUAUUAUGACUUUAAGUUACUAUCGUCUUAUUAAUUUCCACUUUUUUUUUUGAGGGGGGUAUUAAGCUUCUAUAUGCAUAUAUUUUCUAUAGCAUUUACA